Molecule: messenger RNA, 2023 nt
Organism: Ciona intestinalis (vase tunicate)
Lineage: Eukaryota; Metazoa; Chordata; Ascidiacea; Phlebobranchia; Cionidae
Product: large ribosomal subunit protein uL11m-like
Biological process (GO): translation
Cellular component (GO): ribosome; mitochondrial large ribosomal subunit
Molecular function (GO): structural constituent of ribosome; large ribosomal subunit rRNA binding
Source: RefSeq, a predicted model, not a curated record
UUACCGCUUUCUUAUUCACAGGUUUUAAUAAUAGACAAUUUUACUUUUAAAUCCGACACAAACAGUGAAACAAAAUGUCUAAAGUAACUCGAGCAUCAAAACAAGUCAAAAAAGUUUUUCACCCAAGCGUUAUCCGGACAACUAUGAAGGCAGGAGGAGCAUCUACAGGUCCCCCAAUUGGUCCAACCAUUGGGCAACGUGGCCUGCCAAUUGUAAAAUUUGUGGAAGAUUUUAAUAACUUAACAAAAGACAUAAAACCUGGGACUCCAAUUCCGACACGAAUUCACGUUGAUGGAAAAAAGUUUACAAUUCAACUGUUGGAGCCAGAGUCCUCAUAUUUAAUAAUGCAAGCAGCUGGGAUUAGCAAAGGGUCGAGGUCUAUGAAGGACUUCCCUGUUGGAAAAAUCACUCACAAACAUAUUUAUGAAAUUGCAAAGGUAAAACUUGAGCAAGAAAACGUUAAAAUUCGCAACAUGCCACUGAAGGAGAUGUGUGAGUUGUUAGCGGAACAAGCGUAUCGUCUUGGAGUGGAUGUUGUAAGGAAUAUUGAUCCGGAGGAAUACGAUGCUUUCCUCACCUCAAAAGAGGAAGAGGAGGCUGAGUUCCAGAGGAAGAAAGAAGAAGACGCUUUAGCGAAGAGGAAAAAAAUGAUCGGAAAGGAAUAAAUAUUAAUGUUUCGACUUUGCUGUGUUUUGUUCCGGAUGCAAUUCGUUCAUCUCUUCCACAAUGUCAUCUUUGUAUCCUCUUCGAUCCGCCAUCAAUUUAUCGUUAAACUCCAUCGCAGCAUCUGCCGGGUCCUGCAAGGAUGUCCCAGCAAGAUUCAGCUCUUCAACUUGAACCUCUUCUUCCUCCUCAAUUUCCUCUGGUUGUCUGCUGUAACAGCAAUCCACGUUGCUCGAGCAAACAGGGUUGUCCAACCUUGCUUUCAAGCUACAAUCGCUCACCCCACAUUGAGUUAUAUGUUUAAUAGCUCGAAUCUGUUGCUUGGUCAGCUUUAAACUGACCAAGCAAUCAUCAAACGCAGCAGUCGGUAUCUGUACAACAGCGCCAGUUGCAUAUUCCAAGUCCCCUUCCCCCAUAAGAUGGGAAAAAUCGUCUUUAUCAUCCACACGUGCCCAUUUGUUUCCCCCAGCCGCUCCCCGAGUUAAAACCCUUAAGAAAAAUCCAAAUGUAGCGCCACCCAGCGCCGCUAUAACGGCAGAUUGCGCAACCUCGUUCGCGGUAUACGCUGGUGCAGUGAUCACUCCGCUGCGAACGUUUUCAAUGAUAGCAAUAUCGUAUAGAAAGUAGUGACUUAUACUGAGCGCGGAUCCAACAGAGGCCCAAUGGAUGAGACAUCGCUGCACGCAACUGAAUGAAGAACCAAGUGGUCUGAAGCAAGAUAAGAGUUAUUGGUAUCUACCUAUGUAAACAUGGCUACAAUAAAAUCUAUUUUUUCUUUACUUAUAAGAGAAAUUGUGCAAUUCAUAGCCAAUUAGUUACUCGGAGCUAUUGUACAGAUUCUAUGUUAAAAAACAGAACGUAGUAUUGUGGGUAAGACGGAGUUCUCAGAUUGAAAUCCUAUAUUUCUUUUUUCACUUGCUUUUUUGGGUCGUGAGUUUAUGGUUAUAUAAUUCUGUAAAAUAGCUUCGUUUUCUACCAAACAAGACGAUAAAAACGUGGGCCUGCCUGGGCUAUAUUGUACUAUUACCUGUACCACGUAAACGCCCAUGCAUAGUUUUGUAGAAAAACUUUGGUUAGGUAUUCCCUUGUACUUAAAGCACCGAUGAUAUGAGCUCGUAGUUUGUAAGGUUUCAUGUCGCCACGUAACCAAGCGCCUACCCUGCUUUUCCAGCAUUUGUGAUUGUCUAAACACAUGACACGAAUGCUCCUUAAAAACCUGUUAAAAUGCUAGAUUUUUAAGUCUGUCAGAAGGAUAUUGUUUUCUGUGAAUGUAUCUUAUUGAUUCUCGCUUGGCAGUCGUACGGACGUUGCCACCUAUAUAUAUAACUUUGUGGUUGAUUAAUAAAGGGGGUUGGAAAGA